Blastomyces gilchristii SLH14081 is the source of this 1819-nucleotide messenger RNA. RefSeq names its product acetyltransferase. Lineage: Eukaryota; Fungi; Ascomycota; Eurotiomycetes; Onygenales; Ajellomycetaceae. The coding region runs from base 167 to 916 and encodes 249 amino acids. The record is from RefSeq and is a predicted model, not a curated record. Gene Ontology annotation, biological process: N-terminal peptidyl-glutamic acid acetylation. Gene Ontology annotation, cellular component: NatA complex. Gene Ontology annotation, molecular function: protein-N-terminal-glutamate acetyltransferase activity; protein N-terminal-serine acetyltransferase activity. The transcript is spliced from 2 exons.
UUACUUCCACCAACAUCUCACCAUCCGCAUUACCUUACCACCGACUAUCACCUGCACUUCUACACGACGCAAUUGGAACAGACCAGGUCAAACCACCUUCGCCAGCCAUCUGAACACCUUGGAGACAUAAAGGAAGGAAGUCAGAAAAAUAAAAAUAAAAUAUAAAAUGGUUGACAUCAUCCCGCUCUCGUCAUACCCCUCCUAUAUCUCGCUUCUCCCCUCGAUCCAGACCUGCAACAUCACAAACCUCCCGGAAAACUACUUCCUGAAAUAUUAUCUAUACCACGCCCUUUCGUGGCCACAGUUGAGCUUUGUCGCUGUCGUGCGACCCAAACAUAACAGCUUGAAAAAUGAGUAUCCAAAGGUAGUAGGAUACGUGCUCGCGAAGAUGGAAGAGGAGCCAACAGAUGGGAUUGCCCACGGCCACAUAACCAGUCUGAGUGUCAUGAGAACGCACAGACGGUUAGGGAUUGCAGAGCGAUUGAUGAAAAUGAGCCAACGCGCAAUGGCCGAAUCACACCGCGCCGAAUAUGUCUCCCUACACGUGCGCGUCUCCAACAACGCCGCCCUCCACCUCUACCGCGACACGCUAGGUUUCGAAGUCGAGAAGAUCGAGUCAAAAUACUACGCCGACGGCGAAGAUGCGUACGCCAUGAGGAUGGACCUGCGGCCGUUUUGGGUUAAAGAGGACCGUGUUGGCAAUACUAAUAGAGAACAGAAACAAAGUACCAAGACAGAAUCUGCUGCCGCGGAUAAUGAUGCUGAUACACAUGCUGAUGAAGGCGAAGAGGUUGGCGAGAUGGGGAAGCAGCCUGGAGAGAAGGAUGAGAAAGAGAAAGAGAAGGUUUUCCGGGUUAAGGUUGGAAGAGCGCUCGGGGUGGGUGAUCUUGUGGAACGGAAUGAGAGCGUGCGAUGAGGUGUGUUGGAUCUGGCGGAUGCCUGAUGGAUGUAAUGGUUACAUCCUACCUGGGACUGGUAUUGACCAUCUACGAAGCACCUGGAGGAAGAAAACUUGCGAAAUAUUUGUUUCGAUAUAUAUGCCCAUAUAGACGGCGAUUGUACGAAGUUAUCGUCAGUUCUGUCCGAAAGUCUACACCUUUCUCGGAUAAACCGACCAAGUUACUUGUUUUUCAGGGCCAUGCUUACAACAGUCCAUAAUCUCUUGUUACGGUUUAGGCGAUUGUGAAAUUCAUUAUGAGGAUAUGGAUGAUAGUUAGCCAGACUAUCAUGCAAGAGAAGGGAGCUUGAUUUUGGGCUGUGGGUGAUAUAGGUCAAAGAGUCAAAAAUUUUGCACAAUGAUAUAUGAAUUUGGUUUGUUCAACGCUGCCCCCCUUCGCCAUUACAUUGACAUUCUUCCGACUUCCAUAAGAUGGUAUGUAAUUUAAAAAAAAAUGAUCCAAAGGAGAAAUUAAAUAAGGAGAUAAGCAAAUAUAAGCAAACGGGGGGUGAAGAAAAAGAAAGCAUGGUCGUAAAUAUAGACAUAAAAAGAGACAUAAAUCGACUCGACCUCAGCGCCCGCCAGAAGCCAUGCCUUUAUAUUUGCCUUUAUUCCUCCUCUUCUCCUGCUUCUUUCUCUCCCUCUUUUGGCGCUUAGCCUCCUUUUUCCUCUGCUGCCUAUCGCGCCGUAGCUCUUUCUUCUCCUGCUUAAUCCCCGCUACCAACGUGCGAAACUCCUUCUUGGUAUUCUGUAUGUCUUUCUUGAAAGCCCGUUGCGCCUCCUUAGAGCUUAGAUCACUGGUGGCAGCGGUAGUGCUACAGCCUUUUACGUUGCUGCCCGAGUUACUUGCAGUACCGCGAGAAAAUAAAUGGGUGCCAGUGC